This is a messenger RNA of Cicer arietinum (chickpea), 613 nucleotides long. The record is from RefSeq and is a predicted model, not a curated record. NCBI's taxonomy places the organism in Eukaryota, Viridiplantae, Streptophyta, Magnoliopsida, Fabales, Fabaceae.
ACGAUCACUAUAAAUAGCUACAUAUAUUAUACUCAUAUUUCUAAUAAUUAAACUACUUUUUAAGCAAGGAUGAAAAUUAAAUUAUUCCUUUUGUGUGCAAUAAUUCUUAUCUCUAUUAAUGCAGAAAUUGAGCCAACUAAAAAUGAAAAACAAUCUGGUGCUACAAAAGAAGUAGAUAUAGGCUUGAGAUAUGGUGACGAGCUUAUUGGUGGUUUGAAUUUGGUUGAAUACAGAGGAGCUAGUGCUACAAAAGAAUUCAAAGUAAUUGAUGUAGGCAUGAACUUGAUUGGAAGUGUAGGCAAAAAUAAUGAUACAAAAAAUGAAGAUAAUACCGCUGAUCAACCAAAGGAAAAAGAAAGGACUGGUAAAAUAAGACGUAGACCACCUAAAAGAUGGUGGGAACGUAAAAAGAUGGUGCCAAUCUAGAAGAUGGUGCCAAUUUUAGCGUAAACCUACUAAUACAAACAAACCUAUGUCACUUUAUGCUUACUUAAUAAAUAAAAGGAUCAACAUCUUUCCCUUAAUAUUUACCAUGUCUUUCACUUGUGUCCACUGCUUAUAUGUAUUCUCAUAUUUAAUGAAAUAAAAUAACAAGUACCACAGUUGUAUGUCA